CGUGAUGAAUUAAAAAAACAUAUAUUACGAGAGACAUGGAGAUUAAGGGGAUGUCGAGCCUGACAUAAAAAAAAAACUCCUGCUGAAUUAAAAAAAACAAAUAUUACGAGAGAGAGGGAGAUUAAGAGGAUGUCGAGCCAGACACAAAAAAAACUUACGAGAGACAUGGAGAUCAAGGGGAUCUCCAGCCAGACAUGCUUCUUCUUCAUUUCUCCGAUUAGGUUUGUAUUCAAUCAGAGAGGAGGUAGAGAUUCUAAUUCCUGGGUAUGGAGAGGUUUAUGUGGAUCUCAGGCAUGCUUCUUCUUUGUCUCUCCGAUUACGGUUGUAUUCGAUCAGGUCAAGAUUCGGCCUCCAGAAUCAAGGCUUGGCUGAGUAACAGUUGAAGAGACUUGAAAUUUAGGGUAUCACGGCUUAUCAGCCUCCACCAUAUCUUCCCCUGCCUCCACGCCUUUGAACCCUAUCUCCAGACCACAUCUGUGUGAUGUUGGGCUUUUGUUAUUUCUCAAAGCCCAAUUUAAUUCUGUGUCCCUCUUCUUCCUCUCCAAGUCUCUGUUGCCAACGGAUGUAGGAUAUGUUAAUCUUCGCUCACAACAAUUUCUUCAAAACUUCUGAUUUAAACCUCAGCUUCUUCAAUGGCCAUCUCACGUAUCCUUCUAAGUGAUUUGAAAGCCGGCCGGUGCUCUAACAAAGUGGAGAUGCGUUUGCUCCGAUCCUGGAAAGCCCGUAAUGUGAAGAAAGGGGGAGAACUAAUGUGGAUCGAUUUACUCUUUGUCGACGAGAAGUCUACGCUUAUCCACGGCACUAUUAACUCUCACCGUUUGAAGAAGUACGGAGACCAGUUCUCUGAAGGUUCACUCCAUUCGAUGAGUGGGUUCGACGUAACAAGGAGUCCCAACAACUUCAAGAUCUCAGACUUCCCUCUUGCUAUCCGUUUCAACGAUCACACUGCCUUUGAGCUGUUGACGGAUUCAGUUAACCCUAUACCUGAUGAAAUGUUUAGGUUCCGCACACAUCAGCAACUAUUAGCAUUGGCUAAUACGGGCACUCACCUGCCAGACCUUAUUGGAGAGUUAGCAUCAAUAAGAAGCACUUUUAAUGACAAUCUCCAAGGGAACCAGCGCGUAAUGGUAACACUCCAGAUGGAAGGGGAUCUCUCUAUCUGCCUAAGUUUAUUUGAUGGCUUGGGAUAUGAUUUUCAUAAAAAAUUCACCAAUUUUGGAGGCGAGCCAAGGGUUGUUGUAGCCACAUGCGUCAAUCCUAAAAUCGUUGGAGGCCGAUUAUUUGCAAAUGGCACGUCUGGGACUCGCAUCUAUUUUGACAAGGAAACAUCUGCAGGCCUGUCUUAUUAUGAGAAAUUGGCUACUGAUGGCUCAGGAUCAGAAAAGAACCCAACAAAGAUGCUUCACGCGCAGAAAGUUGAAACUCUCACCGUUUCAGAGCUGAAUGAAUAUGUCAUCACAGGAGAACCUCAGAUAAUAGACUUCCUAUGCACCGGCAAACUAACGGGAGUUCAAGCUGAGAAAGGGUGGUGUUACAUUGGCUGCGCUAGGUGCGCUAAAAAGCUCUUGCGUGGGGAAUCAUCGUUCACAUGCCCUGCGUGUGCUAAUCCAAAUGCUGUCGCUUCACUCAGGUACCGUGUCGAGUUGUCCAUCUCAGAUGGAACCGAGGAGGCUGUCUUCGUUGCUUUCGAUGAGGAGAUGAGCAAGAUCACCAAAUUCAGCGCUUCUGCGGUUGGGGAACUCAUGGGUGGAAGUUUUGAUGACCAGCAGGCUAGCGAUGUCCCAACUGUCAUCACUGAUUUAGUCGGGAAUACUUACACUUUUCAGUUGAAGUUGACCGACUUUAAUUUCAGUCCGAAGCAUCAGACAUUCACAAUAUCAAGAAUCUUUACUGAUCGUCGAGAGGCCCCCAUUCCUGUUUUUGAUGGUGAAGGAGGAGAUGAUGGGUCUAUCACCAACUCACAGGGAGACAUCUCACUUGGCUCCACCUCAGCUGAAGUAGUCAACAACAAUGAGAAGGAGACAUCGCCUCUUGGUGUGCCAGCAUUGGGUGAACUCCAACAGGUGGAUAAAUGCACAACCAAGGAUCGUAAGCUCGAGAUGAGUGAGCCUACUGCUAAGAAGGCCCGCUCCGAUUAGAUGAAUAUGAGAGUAUUUUAAAGUUAUCAUGCUGUCGUUUUUUUCAAAUAAUGGUUUUGUUUUUGGUUGUAAGGUACUUUAACGUUAUCUGGUUUCACUUAUAGUCGUAUCAUAUCAAUGUUUCCUGAUUUAAAAGUCUUAUAGUUUCGUAUUUAAUAAUGUCAAAUCAUCCCCUUGCGCAAGCAAUAUCUCAUGGAUUAACAAAAAUCACUGGAUAUAAUUGAAAUGUGCAUUAUGUUAGUCCAUAUGAAACUAUUUUGAGUUCCUUCA
Brassica napus (rape) is the source of this 2408-nucleotide messenger RNA. RefSeq lists its product as uncharacterized. The coding region runs from base 633 to 2138 and encodes 501 amino acids. Gene Ontology annotation, molecular function: DNA binding. Gene Ontology annotation, biological process: DNA recombination; DNA replication; DNA repair. Gene Ontology annotation, cellular component: nucleus. NCBI's taxonomy places the organism in Eukaryota, Viridiplantae, Streptophyta, Magnoliopsida, Brassicales, Brassicaceae. The transcript has 12 exons. The record is from RefSeq and is a predicted model, not a curated record.